AUGAAGCGGGCUCUGGCUCUGAUGGGCCUGGCCUUCCUGUGUGUGCUCCGGGCUGGGGCCGCUCAGCAGACGGUGGACGACGCCUGCUCCGUGCAGAUCCUCGUUCCCGGCCUCAAAGGGGAUGCUGGUGAGAAGGGGAACAAAGGUGCCCCAGGACGGCCCGGAAGAGUCGGCCCCACGGGAGAGAAAGGCGACGUGGGCGAUAAAGGACAGAAAGGCAGCGUGGGGCGCCACGGGAAGAUCGGCCCCAUUGGCUCCAAAGGUGAAAAAGGAGAUUCUGGUGACAUAGGACCCCCUGGCCCUAAUGGAGAACCAGGCAUCCCAUGCGAGUGCAGCCAGCUGAGAAAGGCCAUCGGGGAGAUGGACAACCAGGUCACCCAGCUCACAGCUGAGCUGAAGUUCAUAAAGAACGCCGUCGCUGGGGUGCGCGAGACGGAGCAGAAGAUGUACCUGCUGGUGAAGGAGGAGAAGCGCUACGUGGACGCGCAGCUGGCCUGCCAGGGCCGGGGCGGCACGCUGAGCAUGCCCAAGGACGAGGCCGCCAAUGCGCUGCUGGCCGCCUACAUCACGCAGGCCGGCCUGGCUCGCGUCUUCAUAGGCAUCAACGACCUGGAGAGGGAGGGCGCGUUCGUCUACGCGGACCGCUCGCCCAUGCAGACCUUCAGCAAAUGGCGCAGCGGGGAACCCAACAAUGCCUAUGAUGAGGAGGACUGCGUGGAGCUGGUGGCCUCAGGGGGCUGGAACGACGUGGCCUGCCACCUCACCAUGCACUUCCUCUGCGAGUUUGACAAGGAGCACGUGUAG
Molecule: messenger RNA, 804 nt
Organism: Rangifer tarandus platyrhynchus (Svalbard reindeer)
Lineage: Eukaryota; Metazoa; Chordata; Mammalia; Artiodactyla; Cervidae
Source: the annotation of a GenBank genome assembly